GCAGCUGGGCUGCACCGUUCACAAGUCGUGAACACAACGGCAAUAGCAAAGGACGAUACAACUGAUCUAUUUGGGUGGACAUUGUAUGGCUAGUAAUAUUACACCCAGCCAAUUGCGCGAUUCUUCCAGUAAACUUUGGUGAACUUCUGAUAUCAAAAAUUCCUUAGCAGCAACGAAUUGCUAAUAAUUGGUACAUUCGCCGUGCCAGGCUGUAGAUUUUCCCCGAGCAUCACCAACUGAUGUCACGCGAAGACACGGGCCUCUCCCAGGGUGGAAGUGGCGCAGGACCACGCGAUUACGGGGCGACCAGUAGCAGUACCGUAACAGCCGUGGCGAUGGACGCGGGGAACUCGGGCGGCUUCAGCCCGACUGAAUUUAUCUCGCUGAGCGAGUCAAUUGCGGCCAACACAAUCUUCGUGAAGCAGAGUUGGCAGUUUCUGGAGAAGGCAAACCGAACCGUCGGCACGACAAAGGAUAAUCAAUCGCUUCGGGACAAGGUUCACGAGAUGCAAACCGGGACAAACCAAAGGGUUUCGACGACAAGCAAGGAUCUGCAGAGGCUCACGGUUGUUGUGCGACGAGGUGAUAAGCAACAAAAGUUGCAAGUUGAGAAACUUACUUCAGAUUUCAAGCAUGUGCUUCAAAUGUACUCCAAGAGCCAACAGGUUAUCGCCGCAAAAAUGAAGCAGAUUCUGCUGGUGAACGUCUCCCAACAGGACGAUAUCAGUCGUGACUCGCUUGGCUAUGGCGACACCGCAAACAACCAGGAUCGCCAACUUCUCCAACAGCAGCAGCAACAGAUACAGCAAAGUCUCGAGUUCGAGCAGGAUAUGCUGCUCGAACGGGAGCAACGAUUCCGCCAAAUCGAGGCCGAUGUACUGGACGUGAACCAGAUCAUGAAGGAGCUGAGCGGUCUCACCUAUCAGCAGGCCGAAGUUAUUGAUACAAUCGAAAACACUAUCGAGACGACUGUCGCAAAUGUGGAAUCCGGCCGAUCGGAAUUGGCCAAAGCCGCCGAAAGCCAGAAUAAGUACCGCCGUAAGGUACUCAUUCUUCUGUUGAUCGCUGUGAUAUUAGGAAUUAUAGUCACGGGAAUAAUCGUUUCCAAACUUAAAAGCUAAAUGGCACCCCCUUGGGAAUGCCAUUUUCUCUGUUUUCAUUCAUCUCCUUUUUUGUUUAAGUUUAUAUAUCUUUAUUUAUAACGAUUGUUUUAAUCAUUCUUCCAACAGCGAACACAUUCAUUCGCUAUAUCAAUGUAACAGAAAUUCGAAACGCUGAAAUGUUAUACAUAACCAUGAGCGAAUACAAAAUAAUUAUAAGUUCUGUUGCACUCGUACGGUAUCUGAAUGAAAGAAAAGAUUUGUUAUCUCAAUAAGUUUGCCUUUAAAUUUUCUUAGGCUAGUGAACAUAUAAAUCCAAUCAAUUGUAUGGAUUAGAUCAUAUUUAAAAAGGGUUUACUUCAGCUGGCGGUUAGGAUUUGCACCCGACAGUCAAUGAAUAAAUUUGAGGGGAAUCUGUAGCAGACAUGAAAGUCUGUGUUAUGAUACAAGAACGAAACGAAAUGGACCCCAUAUAUCAGUGGAAAUCAAACAGUUAUCUUUAGUAUGAGUUAUAAUAGUGAACAGAUCGAGAAAUAUAGAUCAUAGAACCAAAACAAAUUCA
Toxorhynchites rutilus septentrionalis is the source of this 1662-nucleotide messenger RNA. It is a transcript of the gene Syx13, whose product is annotated as syntaxin-12. Lineage: Eukaryota; Metazoa; Arthropoda; Insecta; Diptera; Culicidae. The transcript is spliced from 5 exons. Bases 240 to 1121 code for a protein of 293 amino acids. Gene Ontology annotation, biological process: intracellular protein transport; vesicle-mediated transport; vesicle fusion. Gene Ontology annotation, cellular component: SNARE complex; endomembrane system; membrane. Gene Ontology annotation, molecular function: SNAP receptor activity; SNARE binding. The record is from RefSeq and is a predicted model, not a curated record.